CCUUGUGGAUGAGGGUCAAAGUUCAAUCCAAGAUGGCCGCCGUGAAAGACAUCGUAACUUUGGUGCUCGACAAAGACCACAAAACCACGGUUACCGUCCACUUGCACGGUGCCACCGUCCUGGCGUGGAAAGCACAGGGCAAGGAACUCCUCUUCGUCAGCGACAGGGCCGUCUACGACAACAAGAAGGCCAUACGAGGCGGAAUUCCCCUCGUUUUUCCCAACUUCGGUCCGUGGGCGCUCGGUCCACAGCAUGGCUUUGCGAGGAUCUCGCGGUGGAAGUUGGAACAGAAGCCGGAAAAGGACGACUCGGGAGCCAUGACUGCAGUCUUCACCCUGACGGACAACAAGGACACCAGGAAGAUGUGGGACCACAAGUUCAAGUUGACCUACACGCUGCACUUGACCGAGAAAACCUUCAAAACGACGCUGAAGGUGGACAACACAGGUGCCGAAACUUUCACUUUCACCACCCUGUUACACACCUACUUCAGGACGGACGACAUUACCAAGGCAACGGUUUCUGGACUGAAGGGACUGGAGUAUGAGGACAAGGUACGCGGAGACGGCAAGUUCACAGAAGACCGUGAGCUCGUGACAGUGGCGGAAGAAGUUGACCGAACUUACGCCAGCACACCCAACAGUCACAUCAUUACAGGAGUUAUUGGUGGAGGCAAAGUCCAUAUGGAGAAGACCAACCUUCCCGACACCGUGGUCUGGAACCCGUGGGUCGACAAGGCCAAGGCCAUGGGGGACUUCGGAGAUGACGAGUAUCCCAGCAUGCUUUGCGUGGAGGCGGGUCACGUGGCCACGCCCCUGUCGCUUGGUGCUGGUCAGUCCUUCACCGGCAGCCAGACUCUGACCUUGAUGGACGAAUAGGGGUCAGCGUUACGCUGUCUUUUGUAAGAUGUCCGUUUGAUGGAAAGCUCCGCCCACCAUUCAUAGCUAUCAAUUUUCAUUAUUGUGACCAAUCACAAUGACACUUGCAAAUUUUGCCCACCAUAAGUAGCUGUCAAUCAUCAUUGUAAUGACCAAUCACAGUAACAGUUGGAAAUUUGCCCACAUUGAAGUAGCUGUCAAUAAUCGUUGUUGUGACCAAUCACAACAGCAUUUGGCAACUUUGGCCACCAUUUGUAGCUGUCAAUCAUGACUGUCGUAACCAAUCAUGGUAGCCUUUGGAAACCCCGCCCACCAUUUGUUGUGAUACAUGUAGAUCAUCAUUGUUGUAACAAGUCAGCAUUUGGAAAGUUUACCAUUAGAAAUAACAUGUCACAGUAGCUGUAUCAAAACAAUACAUGUAUGUACAUGUAUGAGAGAAUUGAAGCAAGCAGAGGACUACAACUGGUUUUAAAAAGAUAAGAUGGUUCACUGACUAAUAAAACUUUAGAGGUAAUAA
Molecule: messenger RNA, 1395 nt
Organism: Branchiostoma floridae (Florida lancelet)
Lineage: Eukaryota; Metazoa; Chordata; Leptocardii; Amphioxiformes; Branchiostomatidae
Product: putative glucose-6-phosphate 1-epimerase
Exons: 4
Coding region: 9-878 (289 amino acids)
Biological process (GO): carbohydrate metabolic process
Molecular function (GO): isomerase activity; carbohydrate binding
Source: RefSeq, a predicted model, not a curated record